Molecule: messenger RNA, 354 nt
Organism: Necator americanus (New World hookworm)
Lineage: Eukaryota; Metazoa; Nematoda; Chromadorea; Rhabditida; Ancylostomatidae
Exons: 1
Coding region: 1-354 (117 amino acids)
Biological process (GO): double-strand break repair via nonhomologous end joining; mitotic DNA integrity checkpoint signaling; DNA integration
Cellular component (GO): nucleus; site of double-strand break; condensed chromosome
Molecular function (GO): double-stranded DNA binding; single-stranded DNA endonuclease activity; DNA topoisomerase binding
Source: RefSeq, a predicted model, not a curated record
AUGACCACUUAUUGGAGUUCGGUCGACAAUGUGGGGCAGUUCAAGCUUCUCGAAGCUGUAAAAGAGGAUCCGGAGAUCAACAUCCGCAGUCUUGCGACGGGACUCGGGUGUAGCCACUUAACAGUCGUCAGUCGCCUCCAGGCCCUCGGCUACAGAAAAGUGCUGGCUCGAUGGAUGCCCACCUUGACGGAUGGCACCCGGUUUACCCGGGUAUCCAUCUCUCAAGCUCUCCUUCUUCGCCCGCAUCCAAAAGAGUUUCUUGAAGAUCUUACUACCGGAGAUGAGAGUUGGGUCCUCUACGAGUCUAACGCGCAGCUGCCUCGAGGAGAAGACCCACCGACGCAAGCCAAAUAG